This is a messenger RNA of Quercus robur (English oak), 1298 nucleotides long. RefSeq lists its product as uncharacterized. Gene Ontology annotation, molecular function: transcription coregulator activity; protein binding. The transcript has 6 exons. The coding region runs from base 299 to 970 and encodes 223 amino acids. The record is from RefSeq and is a predicted model, not a curated record. Gene Ontology annotation, cellular component: histone deacetylase complex. Gene Ontology annotation, biological process: regulation of DNA-templated transcription. NCBI's taxonomy places the organism in Eukaryota, Viridiplantae, Streptophyta, Magnoliopsida, Fagales, Fagaceae.
AAACACAUUUUACUACACACACACACACUCACACUUUCUCUCUCUAACCCAAAAAAAAAAAAAAAAAAACUGUGUUUUUUCUCUCCGAGAAAACCACGAAUUUCACUUCAAUUUCUCUCUCUUCUGCCUCCAAAACCCACACGUACGAAAUGAGCAAUGCAUGAUCUUUCGAAUAAAUGUAAUUUCAGGUUCUGAUUCCUCAGUUUCCACCGAGGUUGUUUUUUGUUUCUUUUUAUUUUUGUUGUUGUUGUUGUUGGUUAUAAUUCGGUGGAACUCAACUCACUGAGUUGGAACGGAAAUGCUUGAGGCGGUUGAGAGUUCCGUUAAUGGCGGUUUCUCACAGUUACAGAGCUGUGGGGACAGUAGUGAAGAGGAGCUCUCUGUGCUGCCACGCCACACCAAGGUGGUUGUUACCGGUAAUAACCGUACAAAAUCGGUGCUUGUGGGUCUUCAAGGUGUGGUCAAGAAGGCCGUUGGACUUGGCGGGUGGCAUUGGCUGGUUCUCACAAACGGCAUAGAAGUAAAGCUUCAGAGGAAUGCCCUCAGUGUAAUUGAAGCUCCAACUGGUAAUGAGGAAGAUGAUGACCUUGAAUUUGAACAUGUGCCAUGGAAUGGUUCAGAUAUGGCAUCAGAUGACACUCAAAAGUCCCACAGAUCGAGGCAUAGAAUGCACAAAUCAUCCGGGUCAUCUUAUAGGACUAUGAGCAGAUCCCUCUCUUGUGACUCACAGUCUAAGGGAUCUGUUUCCACUCCUCGUGGGUCCACGAAGGUUGACUUAAGCAAACUGGAGAUUGCUGCAUUGUGGAGAUAUUGGCGACACUUUAAUCUUGUGGAUGCUUUCCCCAACCCAUCAAAAGAACAACUAGUAGAUGUUGUUCAGAGGCAUUUCAUGUCACAGCAAAUGGACGAGUUGCAGGUCAUUGUGGGGUUUGUUCAGGCUGCAAAGAGACUGAAGACUGUGUGCAAAUGACCUGGAGAGAUGGAGAGAGCAUUGCAUUCGGUUGUCUAUGCUAACAGAUACUGGUAUCUAAAUGUCCACUUCCCUCUGUAGUGAUGUCUAUAGCAUAAUUUAUCUGUGGCUUGUCUAUGUCUCUCAUUUCGGUUAGUAGGCUAGUAAUACUCUGUUCAAGUUAUAGAGGUUCUUGCUUUUUGAUAGUGUAGCUAUGUAGAUAUAUGUAAAACUGGUGACCAAACCUCUAAAGAAGUCCAUGUGGCUAUCUUUCUGAACUUGGUGAAUGUAUUGCUGACUUGGGGAAGUGGGUUUUUAAAAUGUAAAUAUUUAUAUACUGUUAUUCCUA